CGCGCCUCGGAGGUGCUGACGCAGCACCUGCUGCAGCGGCGCCUGCCGCCCUGGACCUCCUUCUGCGUCCGCUACAGCGCCGUCCGCAACGACCAGUUCGGCCUCUCGCACUUCAACUGGCCGGUGCCGGGCGCCAACUACCACGUCCUGCGCACCGGCUGCUUCCCCUUCAUCAAGUACCACUGCUCCAAGGCCCCCUGGCAGGACCUGGCCGGCCAGAACCGCUUCUUCACGGCGCUCAAGGUCAUCAACCUCGGAAUCCCAACUUUAUUGUAUGGACUUGGCUCCUGGCUCUUUGCAAGAGUCACCGAGACUGUGCAUACCAGUUACAGACCAAUAACAGUAUAUUUUCUAAAUAAAGAAGAUGAAGGCGCCAUGUAUUGAAAAUUGUGCAUCAGAGAACAUAAAUAGCAGUGGAUUUUCUGCUGUGCGAAUGUGCAAUAUUUAUUGUUGAUCCUUUAAAAUAAAACUUUUGCAAACA
Messenger RNA from Echinops telfairi (small Madagascar hedgehog), 481 nucleotides. It is a transcript of the gene CUNH15orf61, whose product is annotated as chromosome unknown C15orf61 homolog. The transcript has 2 exons. The record is from RefSeq and is a predicted model, not a curated record. NCBI's taxonomy places the organism in Eukaryota, Metazoa, Chordata, Mammalia, Afrosoricida, Tenrecidae. The annotation marks the transcript as partial.